Molecule: messenger RNA, 2235 nt
Organism: Aplosporella prunicola CBS 121167
Lineage: Eukaryota; Fungi; Ascomycota; Dothideomycetes; Botryosphaeriales; Aplosporellaceae
Exons: 1
Coding region: 14-2023 (669 amino acids)
Biological process (GO): DNA replication initiation
Cellular component (GO): nucleolus
Molecular function (GO): chromatin binding
Source: RefSeq, a predicted model, not a curated record
CACCACACUUACCAUGGCCCGCGUACCCGCCGCCAAACGCAGGCGCCUCAGCCCGCCCGACGACCAGCCCGCCGCCGCUUUUUCCCGUACUAGCGCAAAGUGGGACGCAGAGCAGGACUAUGAGACGCGGCCGCGCACGCUCGACAAGAGGAAAGAGACGGGACGGCUGCCCAUCAAGACAGCAGAGGGAUGGGUCGCACCGGUAGUGGAAGCAGAGCCCGAGGCCAGCGGCGACGAGGACGAGGACAGCUUCCUGGGCACGAGCAGCGACGACGACGAUGAAGACGAGGCCCCGCCCCCCGCGCCCAAGGUGCCCGCGCGGCAACAAAUCCUCCAGGCCAAGGAAGAGCUGGCGCGCCUGGCCAGCCUGAUAAACGAAGACCCCGAGGAGCAUGCCGGCGUGCUGAGGCAGCUGGCCACGCUGGCAGGCUCGGACAACGUCACGGUCAAGAAGCUGGCGUUGGCCACGCAGCUGACCGUCUACAAGGACAUCAUCCCCGGCUACCGCAUCCGGCCCGUGUCCGAGGACGAGCUGAAGCAGAAACUGUCCAAGGACGUGCGCCAGCUGCGCAACUACGAGCAGAGCCUCGUGCACGGCUACCAGGAGUACGUCAAGGACCUGGCGGCCAGCGCCAAGGGCAGCAAAGGCGGCGCGAGCGAGGCGGCCCGCGGCCUUGCGACCGUCGCCAUCAGCUGCGCGUGCAACCUGCUGACGGCGGUGCCGCACUUCAACUUCCGCGGCGAGGUGCUGAAGAUUCUGGUGGACAAGCUGAGCGGGCGUAGCGUCGAUGCCGACUUUGUCAAGUGCCGCGAGACGCUGGAGACGUUGUUUGAGACCGACGAGGACGGGCACGCCUCGCUCGAUGCGGUCACGAUGCUCACCAAGAUGUUCAAGGGGCGGCAGUACCACGUGCACGAGUCGGUGCUGAACACGUUCCUGCACCUACGGCUGCUGUCGGAGUUUGCGGGCAAGGCGUCGUUCGACCGGGUCGACACGCCGGGCGGCGCCGCCGAGGGCCCCAAGGGCAAAAAGCCCCGCGAGAAGAAGGAGUUUCGCACCAAGAAGCAGCGCAAGCUGCUCAAGGAGCACAAAGUCAUUGAGAACGAGAUGAAGGAGGCCGACGCCGCCGUCUCCCACGAAGAGCGCGACCGCAUGCAGGCCGAGACGCUCAAGCUCGUCUUCGUCACGUAUUUCCGCAUCCUGAAGGCGCGCACGCCCGCGCUCAUGGGCGCGGUGCUCGAGGGCCUAGCCCGCUACGCGCACCUUAUCAAUCAGGACUUCUUCGGCGACAUUCUGGAGGCGCUGAAAGACCUGAUCCGGGAAGCCGAGGCCGCGGCCGACGACUCGGAUGCCGACGACGAAGACGCAGAUGACGACGCAGACGAAGCCGACAAGCCCGUCCGCAACGCCACCCGCGAGUCGCUGCUCUGCGUCAUCACGGCGUUUGCGCUGCUGCAGGGCCAAGACGCGUCCAAAGCGGCCUCAGCACUGCACUUGGACCUCAGCUUCUUCAUCGCGCACCUCUACCGCACACUCUACCCGAUCGCGCUGAACCCGGACAUCGAGCUCAGCGCGACGUCGCUGCACCUGCCGGACCCCUCGACGCCCGCCGCCGCGCAACCAAGCACAGCCGAAAACAAAGUCAACGCCACAACAACGGCGGUGCUGCUGCUGCGCUCGCUCGCCAGCACCCUCUCCCCGCGCACGACGCCGCCGGUGCGCCUCGCGGCUUUUGUGAAACAGCUGCACACGCUGGCGCUGCAGUUGCCGGAGAAGUCGGCGGCGGCGCUGACGGCGCUGCUGGCGCAGCUGGCCAAGACGCAUGCCCGCCGCGUCGGCGCGCUGUGGGAUGCCGAUGAGCGCAGGGGCGAUGGCGUCUGGGACCCGUUGGCGGGCGAUUUGGAGAGAAGUAAUCCGUUUGCGUGCACGGUUUGGGAGGGCGAGUUGUUGCGGCUGCACUUUAGUCCGCGGGUUAGGGAGGGAGUUGAGGGUGUGGCGAGGGGGGUUAGGGAAAAUAGGUAGAGGGGGAUAUAGGUGUUUUCUUGACUUGGUCUUGUUGCUGUGCGGUGCGCGGCGUGUGGUGCUUUGGUGAGGCUUUCUUGUCUCGGUCUCGUAUCAACUAGCCCAGAGGAGUGAAAGCGUGUAUAUUCAUUCCUCUUUCUCUCCCUCUCUGCACCUCAGCCUCUCGUUCGUACGCACACAGUGGCAGCGUAAGAAGCAGCAAUCAUGACUCC